This is a messenger RNA of Malaya genurostris, 654 nucleotides long. RefSeq lists its product as uncharacterized. The transcript is spliced from 3 exons. NCBI's taxonomy places the organism in Eukaryota, Metazoa, Arthropoda, Insecta, Diptera, Culicidae. Bases 158 to 505 code for a protein of 115 amino acids. The record is from RefSeq and is a predicted model, not a curated record.
GCCAAACUCGAGAAUGUGAAAAUCGCUCUCGCUCACUUUGACAGCCAAUGCUACCAACCGAAUAUCACAGAAAGUCGUGAGUUUCGUGCGUGAACACUUUUCGUUCUGGUGUAGGAAUCGUCGAGCCAAAAAACAAAAAAAAAACAAUCGAGUGAAAAUGACUUCCAGCCGGCUUCACAGGGUAUUUUUGUAUAGUUUUGCCAUUUGUUUAUUCGUUACCUUUGUAACGAUCGCCGCUAAAUUGUUCCCGAUAGCGAAUCUACCUACAAGUACAAAUAUUAUCAUUAUUGGCACAUGUCUGGCUAACUUGAUUUCCGUGGUCGCGUUGAUAGUUGGAAUAUUGCUGAGACGGCCCGUUCUGGUGAAAGCUGUUAAAAUAUUUAGUUACGUACAGCUGGGUGCUAUUUUCAUCCUGAUCUGUCUGGCUCUGUUCUUAUUGUAUGUGGUCCGGGUGGAUGUUCAACAUUACGACGAAAAACAAACACAGCAACAAGAGGAACUGUGAUUUCGCCAUUUUGGUGUCAUCGUUUUAGCCGCUAGCAGCCGGUUGCGACGGCGGAACCGGUGCUGCUGCCGGCAGUGAUUGUUUAUUACACGACGGGGGAAUAACUGUGUCUGUUAACGAAAGAUUAAAGAAGUGCUAAAGAUAUUAAA